AAUCAAGUUACUAUAAGAGUCAAAAGCCCAUCCCAAAUGCUAUGUAACACAUUUGUUAGCGUGACAUUUAUAAUAUAUACGCUGGAUUAUACAUCUAUAAAGGCAUUCCAUUUAUUGAAUAGUUGGGUGCGUUCUCAAGUCAAUGUUAAUUCUUGCCUCUUCUUUCGUUGCGUCAUGAUGAUGGAUUAUCAUCCCGAAAACGACCCAUCAACCCAUUCAUUGCUUACGGCGUAGAAUUUCUUCUCACAAAAUCUAUCUUCCUCCUUAUCCUUCCAAUUUCAAUCUCAAUCUCAAUCAUCAAAUCAUUAAGCUUCUGCUACACCUAUAACCAAGGACGCUCGCAUGGCCCAUCAACGUUUGCUCACUCUCUGACACCCUAUCGCCAUGGAAACCGGGCGAAACGAAACACCCUUUUUGGUUUUUCGUUUUGUCUCUAAAUUUUUAUUAUGCGCCAUUUCUGGAACUCUUACGGCAUGUUUUGCCAUUGCUGGGGCACUAACAGGAGCUAUUGCUGGUGCUUUAGCAGCUAAGGCAACAAAGAGUGGUUUUCUCCGGGGAGUUUCGUUGGGAGCCAUUGCCGGGGCUAUACUCUCGGUUGAGGUAUUGGAAGCUUCCCGUGCGUACUGGUGUAUGGAGCAAACUGGUUCACGAGGAACGUCAUCUAUGGCAGAUUUCAUAGAGGAACUUGUUCGUGGAAGGCUUGUAGAAGAAUCGCUUACACCUGCUAUUUUAACUGCUUACAAUUUGCAAUUUGAGCAGGUUGGAAUUGCUAAUAACACUGGUUAUGACGAGAUUCAUGAUGUUCAUAGCUUAGUAGCAGCAUCCAGAGGAUUGCCAGGGGAUACAUUGAGUAAGCUACCGCACCAUACGAUCUUGAAGGGCACAAAGGCAGAGAAUACUUUGUGUGCAAUAUGUUUACAGGAUAUGGAAGUAGGUGAAGUUGCAAGAAGCUUACCUCGUUGUUACCAUACGUUUCACUUGAUAUGUGUGGAUAAGUGGCUUCUGAAGAAUGAUUCAUGUCCUAUUUGCAGACAGAAUGUGUAGUUUUUACCUUUGUAUUAUUUUGUGUGUAUAUUUAUGGGCAGAUAUGUUGCAUUAUUAGCUGUUUAUAUAUAUGCAAACUUUGUGUACAGUUGAUGUUUUCAUUUUGUAAUCUAGUCCCAAUAAUGUUAUGUUGGUAGAAAA
Lathyrus oleraceus (garden pea) is the source of this 1185-nucleotide messenger RNA. RefSeq names its product NEP1-interacting protein-like 2. Bases 385 to 1044 code for a protein of 219 amino acids. The transcript has 5 exons. Lineage: Eukaryota; Viridiplantae; Streptophyta; Magnoliopsida; Fabales; Fabaceae. The record is from RefSeq and is a predicted model, not a curated record.